Messenger RNA from Baudoinia panamericana UAMH 10762, 3006 nucleotides. RefSeq lists its product as uncharacterized. The transcript has a single exon. Gene Ontology annotation, molecular function: ATP binding; mismatched DNA binding; ATP-dependent DNA damage sensor activity. The record is from RefSeq and is a predicted model, not a curated record. NCBI's taxonomy places the organism in Eukaryota, Fungi, Ascomycota, Dothideomycetes, Mycosphaerellales, Teratosphaeriaceae. The coding region runs from base 1 to 3006 and encodes 1001 amino acids. Gene Ontology annotation, biological process: mismatch repair. Gene Ontology annotation, cellular component: nucleus.
AUGAGCCUGCAGAGCGCAAGAUGUACGAUACGGAGUUUACGAAGCUCAUGGAGGGCAUGCAUCAAGACCAGAACCGCCUUACCAUGUUUGACCCGAGGUGGCCUUCCAGCCUUUGGCAAGUUCUGGACCCGUGGAGUGAAGACGCGGACUGUGGUAAAAGCCAGCAGUCUACCUCAAGGCGUAUUGCCAGCGUUGCCCCCGGAUGAGGACGACGACACUACUGCAAGUUAUCCUACUAUGCUACAGCAGCAUCUCAACAACAUCCGUAAGCACCCGGACUGCGUUGUUCUCACACGUGUGGGUGACUUUUACGAAAUGUACUUCGAUCAGGUCGCACAAUUUGCUCCCUUAGUCAACCUCAAGCAGGCCAAGAAGAUGACCGCGUUGGGCCCUGUUCCCAUGGCUGGAUUUCAACACACCCAGCUUGAACGUUACUUGAAGAUGUUCGUUAUGGAUCACGGCAAGCAGGUCGCUCUUAUCGAGCAGGUACCGCUCUCGAAUGCUGAACGAUCGUUGAGACCCGGUGGCCCUCAGUACGAUCGACAGCUGAAGAGAGUCUUUACGGCCGGUACACUGAUUGACGAGAACUUUGUGGAUCCUUACGAGAACAACUACUUGCUCGCCGUGCAUAUAGAUGGUGAAGUACCUGUCGGGUCCAAACCUAGCGAUAGGGGCCAAGUGUACGAAAGGUACAGGCGCUCAACUAGAGUAGGACUCAGCUGGGUCGACCUCUCCAGCGGCGACUUCUUCACUCAAGCCAGCGAUCUUGCCACACUGCCAUCUAUCGUCAGUCGUGUGAUGCCACGAGAAAUCAUACUUCCCGAGGGCCUGAGCGACGUUGGCCCGUCGAGGCUGCAAGGGCUGCUUGGCGAAGGCAACUAUUCGCUGCAUUUCUAUCGGUCUGCACAGAUACAUUCCACGACAACUGUUGAAAGUUGGACGCCCAUGCUUGAGCGAGCUACUCCAGAGAAGCAAGCCGAAGCGUUUGCGCCAUGUGAAAUUGCUGCUGGCAGCUUAGUGCUUGGCUAUGUUCGUGAACGGCUCGUCGAUUUGCAGAUACAGCUGCAGCCUCCCGUGAGACGGUCAGACGAUGACUACAUGGCAAUCGACAAGCAGAGCCUGCGCGGGCUAGAGAUCCGCAGUACGCUCCGAGACGGCACGUUCCAGGGCAGCCUGCUUCACGCGGUGCGGCACACUGUCACCAAGAGUGGCUCCCGCUUGCUCAGCCAACGUUUAGUGUCGCCGUCAAUGUCCUUGUCCGUGAUCAACGACCGCCUAGAUCUCGUUCAAGAAAUGCUUGAGCAAGACGCGCUACGUGAGGAUGUUGUGGUGCUCUUACGUCGCACGGCUGACGCCCUUCGCUUGCUACAGCGCUUUUCGAUUGGCAAAGGCGAUGCAGACGACCUCUUAAAUCUCGCAAGGACCAUAGGAGUGACAAGCGAGAUGGCGCAACUUGUGCGCGAUCAUAUUGUAAGCAGGGAAGACAGUAUACCUACGGCUGGUCACAAGAAGCAUCCACCGCCCAACGAGCUGGGCUUUCUGCGUGACAUCCAUCAACGCUUCGAUCUAGACGGGCCGGCAAAGGUUGCGAAAGCAAUUGAGGAGGCGAUUGACGAGGAAGGCUUGAACCAGCAGCACGUCGCAGAAGCGGAAAGCCAAGCUAAGGUAGAGAUCAUGGCAGAAGAAGUCGAAUCUGCUGAUGCAGCGGGCGAGCCUGGCCCUAAGCUUGGACGUAGAGCGGCAAAGACCAGAGCUGUCGCAGACGCAGCAGAUAGCAUAUCGAAUGAUAUCUGGAUCAUGCGGAACGACGCUUCGCCAACGCUCGGACGAGCACACUCCGAUUUGGAGAGCCUGCUUAAGAGGAAGAACCAACUGACACAGCGAUUGCGGAAGCAGCUUAAAGCGGAAAGCCUCAACCUGCGCUGGACUUCGAAUCUCGGUCACCAUUGUCAUGUGAAAGGCAAGGACACACGCACUGAUCUCGCGGCGCUUGCUGGCGCUCGUGCCAUCGGCUCGACCAAAUCCACCCGUUCAUUCUAUCUUGCCGACUGGACGCACCUCGGAACGCUCCUUGAAGACAGCAAGAUGCGGAUCCGAAUGGAGGAAGAGCGUGUCUUUAACAAGUUGCGUGCGCAAGUGCUUGAGAGCCUGAUGAAACUGCGACGCAACGCGGCUGUGCUUGAUGAGCUUGAUGUCGCAUGCUCAUCUGCAACCAUUGCGAAGGAGCGUGAUCUUAUUCGCCCUCUACUGAAUACAGGUACCAGCCACAACGUCAUUGGCGGCCGCCACCCUACUGUUGCUGUAGGCUUGAAGGACCGAGGCCGCCUCUUCACAGCGAACAACUGCGGCGUCGGCGAUCGCGAGAAAAUCUACCUCAUUACCGGACCGAAUAUGGCUGGCAAGAGCACGUAUCUUCGCCAGAACGCACUCGUCACGAUCCUGGCUCAGACAGGCUGCUUUGUGCCAGCCGACUACGCUGAGAUCGGCUUGGUUGACAGAAUCUUCAGCAGAGUCGGUUCGGCGGACAACCUCUACCAAGAUCAGUCUACAUUUAUGGUCGAGAUGCUUGAAACGGCGGAGAUACUGAAGCAAGCCACUCCGCGAUCCUUUGUCAUUAUGGACGAAGUGGGACGGGGGACUACUCCCGAAGAUGGCAUCGCUGUAGGGUAUGCUUGUCUGCACGCCCUGCAUAACGUCAAUAAAUGUCGAACGCUCUUUGCUACCCACUUCCACGCCCUGGCGGAUAUGACUCGGGAUUUCGAUCAUUUGGCCUGCUACUGCACAGAUGUUGCUGAGGAUGCUGACGGCAGCUGGACGUACUUGCACAAGUUGCGGAAGGGCGUGAACAGGGAAUCGCAUGCGCUGAAAGUGGCGAGGCUUGCUGGGCUACCCACCAGUGCGAUCCACAUUGCUGAACAGGUGCUUCGAGACCUGAGGAAAGAGCGCGAGCGAGCCGAGCAAGAACUGAACGGCGGCCAGCGUAUCCUUCUUACGGCUGCGGGUUAA